AUGACGCGACAGCCAUUCUCUCCAUUGGGUGCAAACACUGAGUGCUGCUGGUGGGAAACGAAGAAGGAAGGUUUAACCUCAUCGGACCCUACAGCGUUAGCUUCAUCAAGCUCCAAAGGAUAUCUCGGUUUGGAUACACGACCAUCAGGAAUCUCCGGAGAGGCCUGCUGUCUUUUUCAUUUCCACUUUUAUCAGAAAGAAUCAACCCUUAGAGUGGGACCUGGAGUGAAGAAAACCAAUUGUGGCCUGAACAAAGACAGACAGAGAGGAACUAAUGUCAAGCCCUUCUCCUCCUCAGACAGCCUAGCGAAGGUUCAGGAGGUAGCAAGCUGGCUUUUGGAAAUGAACCAGGAUCUGCUGUCGGGGGGCAGCAGCAGCAGGCGGAGUCGGGGGCCGGGGGGUCCGGCAGUGCGAGGUAACGCCUCCUCCACGGCCCGGGCACCUCAGCAGGCGGCAGAGGAGGGUGAUGAGGAUGAGCACAUGAACCGGGUAGUAGAGGAGGAAGAGCGAAGAGCGUCGCAGGUUGAUGGAGAGAGAGAACAACCAUGGGCGGCGAGUGAAUCGGGAGCCAGCAACGGCCCUCGGGGAGAGGAGGAAGGGGAGGAAGACGAAGAGGGCCCUCCAAAUGAAGUGAACGGAGGAGAGAAAGGAGCACGAUGGGUGUGGGGGCCAGAGCAGAGGCGGCAGCGAGGCGAGGAGGAGGAGGAGGAGGAUGAGGGAGAGGAGGAGAACAACAACAGCAGCAGUCAUCAAGAGGAGGAGGAGGCGGAGGAGAGGACAGAGGGAGGGGAGGAGCAGGGAAGGGAGGAAGAGGAGAGGGAAGAGGGCGAGGAGGAAGAGGAGGAGGAUGAGGACGAGGAAGAGAUGGACCAAGACAGUGAUGACUUUGAACAUUCUGCGGAGAGUGGGAGAGAGGAGGAAGAGGAGGAGGAGGAGGAUGAGGAAGGGCUGCGGUCUCCCUCUCUCAGGAACAAUGUGUCUGCCCCCAAUAACAACCUGGACUCCAGUUGUACACACCAAAGCUCUUCCAACAAGAAGAUGAAGAGAAAGUUGGACCAUGGCCCUGAGGUCCGGUCUUUCCCUUCAGGAAAAAAGCCCUGCAAAGGUCCAGAGUAUCCAAGCCCGACAGGAAUUGUCCCUUGUCCAGCCACACCCACCACAUUUGGCCACAUUAGAACAGCCAAUGGUCAGGGGCAGCAGAGACGGCGCAUCACCUCAAUCCAGCCACCCACGGGUCUCCAGGAAUGGCUCCGAACAUUUCAGAGCUGGACUGGCCCAGAGAAGCUGCUGGCGCUGGAUGAGUUGAUUGACAGCUGUGAGCCCACACAAGUCAAGCAUAUGAUGCAGGUGAUCGAGCCUCAGUUUCAGCGAGACUUCAUCUCCCUGCUCCCCAAAGAGCUGGCUUUGUAUGUGCUGUCAUUCCUGGAACCGAAGGACCUCCUCCAAGCAGCCCAGACGUGUCGCUACUGGCGCAUCCUGGCAGAAGACAACCUGCUGUGGAGGGAGAAGUGCAGGGAAGAAGGCAUCGAUGAGCCUCUACCCCCCAAGAAGAGGAAAAUCGUCAAGCCUGGCUUCACUCACAGCCCCUGGAAGAGUGCCUACAUCAGGCAGCACAGAAUAGACACAAACUGGAGGAGAGGGGACCUCAAAUCACCCAAGGUGCUGAAAGGUCAUGAUGACCACGUGAUCACCUGCCUCCAGUUCUGUGGCAACCGCAUUGUCAGCGGCUCAGACGACAACACGCUGAAAGUCUGGUCGGCCAUCACAGGAAAGUGUCUGCGCACGUUGGUGGGCCACACAGGGGGCGUGUGGUCAUCCCAGAUGAGAGACAAUAUUAUUAUCAGCGGCUCCACUGAUCGCACACUCAAGGUCUGGAACGCAGAGACAGGAGAAUGUAUCCACACCCUCUACGGGCAUACCUCAACAGUGCGCUGCAUGCACCUACAUGAGAAAAGGGUGGUCAGUGGCUCUCGUGACGCCACGCUGCGCGUCUGGGACAUUGAGACAGGUCAGUGUUUACACGUCCUCAUGGGCCACGUGGCCGCGGUGCGCUGCGUCCAGUACGACGGGCGACGGGUGGUCAGCGGUGCCUACGACUUCAUGGUCAAAGUGUGGGACCCCGAGACGGAAACCUGCCUCCACACACUGCAGGGCCACACCAACAGAGUGUACUCAUUACAGGUGAGCGGCUUCACACACAUUCAGUAGUGUGUGCGUUGUUUU
Messenger RNA from Micropterus dolomieu (smallmouth bass), 2223 nucleotides. RefSeq names its product F-box and WD repeat domain containing 7 (gene fbxw7). The record is from RefSeq and is a predicted model, not a curated record. Gene Ontology annotation, biological process: ubiquitin recycling; proteasome-mediated ubiquitin-dependent protein catabolic process. Lineage: Eukaryota; Metazoa; Chordata; Actinopteri; Centrarchiformes; Centrarchidae. The transcript has 13 exons. Gene Ontology annotation, cellular component: cytoplasm; nucleus. Bases 1 to 2208 code for a protein of 735 amino acids. Gene Ontology annotation, molecular function: ubiquitin binding.